UUCAUGAAUCACGUAUCUUAUCUAUCAUAAUAUAGAGAAAAGAAAACGGUUGCCAUAUAAACCAACCGACGAUAAAACCCGAAAGCAUAGUACCUUCGACCAACAGUUACAGUUAAGCUGCCACCAUGAACAAAUGUGUACUUCAGGCACUGGUUUUAUUCACCGUCGGUGCAGUACUAGCUUACGGUAACUGCAACCUAGGGAUGGGGAAUCUUCCGCAAACUGGAAUAUUGCUCCACACCUUGCAUGCCCACAGUGGUCCAGUGGAUGAACCGAGAAACAUGACGUUAGUUUUUGAUUACCAAGUCAGCCCAGUAGAACGCGUUGAAAUCACUUACAUCAAGUUCAAUGCAUCUCCAACGAACGGUUGCACAUUCACAUAUGGAGUGCCCCAUAACAUUACAAAAGGUUUCAGAGUAACUGUCCAUAGCCAUACACCAAUGACAGAGAUGUCCGGUACCGCCGAUGUCUACGGAGUACGGUACAACAGUUGGUGAUUUUACUAAUGUAACGAUGUAAUUUAAGUUAAUGAUAAAUUAGUUAGAUUCAAUAAAAUAAGUAAUACUUAUGACAUG
Messenger RNA from Armigeres subalbatus, 575 nucleotides. RefSeq lists its product as uncharacterized. The record is from RefSeq and is a predicted model, not a curated record. The transcript has 3 exons. Lineage: Eukaryota; Metazoa; Arthropoda; Insecta; Diptera; Culicidae. The coding region runs from base 126 to 497 and encodes 123 amino acids.